AUGACGAUGGGGCAAUGGAGGAAUCAGCUUAUUGCUGUUGCUACUGCUGAUGAUGAUGAUGCGCAGGAGGAGGGUGAAGAGGAGGAGGAGGAUGAAGAGGAGGAGGAGGAGAGGGAGGAGGAAGAGGAGGAGGAGGAGAGGGAGGAGGAGAAGGAAGAGGAGGAGGAGGAGGAAGAGGAUGAGGAGGAGAGGGAGGAGGAAGAGGAGGAGGAGGAUGAAGAGGAGGAAGAGGAUGAGGAGGAGAGGGAGGAGAAGGAGGAGGAGGAGGAGAGGGAGGAGAAGGAGGAGGAGGAGGAGAAGGAGGAUGAAGAGGAGGAGGAGGAGAGGGAGGAGAAGGAGGAGGAGAAGGAAGAGGAGGAGGAGGAGGAAGAGGAUGAGGAGGAGAGGGAGGAGGAAGAGGAGGAGGAGGAGAGGGAGGAGAAGGAUGAAGAGGAGGAGGAGGAGAACUGCCGUCCAUUUACAAAAUGUGAAUCGAAAAUGUUUGAUUGA
Molecule: messenger RNA, 489 nt
Organism: Hydatigera taeniaeformis
Lineage: Eukaryota; Metazoa; Platyhelminthes; Cestoda; Cyclophyllidea; Taeniidae
Source: the annotation of a GenBank genome assembly